AGGCUACAUCCUGGAAACUACCGUAGCAACGUUUGUUUAUGAGCUCCGGAGUCCGCAGCUGUGCUCACUGCUCAGCAGGCACACAGAGAGGACGGGGGCAAUGACGUCAGAAAGUGGUGCAGGAAGAUAGGCACGAGAGAAACGAGGGAGAGCGUUAACGGAGGCUAAACAGACCAUGAAAAGGUAUGAUGACAGACAAUUACAGUCCGUGUGCUGGAACUGAUCAGGAAGCAUGGGGCUCAGGCUGGGUGGCAAGGGACAACAGAGCCACAAGAUGGUGAUCUUUGCUGCCAUCCUCAUCCUGAUGACGCUCUUCAUCCUGUACAGCUCCAACAAUAACAGCAGCAUCGAUGCUGUCUACGCUUCUUUCCAUGUGGCUACCAACCAUGCCGCCAAGACCACAGACCUGAGGAAAUGGACAGGAAAAGACGGCUAUGUGCCAAUUUAUGGGAACAAAAGUAUGACCAUGCACUGUCAUGAGUGUGCACUGGUGACGAGCUCCAGCCACGUCUUGGGUAGUCGAGCGGGAGACGAGAUUGACCGCACCGAGUGUGUGAUCCGCAUGAACGAUGCCCCUACGACGGGGUAUGAAUCUGACGUCGGGAACCGGACCACUCUGAGGGUCGUAGCCCACUCCAGUGUGUUCAGGGUGGUCCGGAGACCUAAUGAGUUCCUACGACAUACAGACAGCCACCCAGUGAUCAUUUUCUGGGGACCCCCAAACAAGAUUGGGAAAGAUGCCAAAGGAACCCUGUACAGAUUGAUCCAGAGAGUCAGCAUGACCUACAGAGACUUCUCUUGUUUCACUGUCACACCGAGCAAAAUGCGCAGAUUUGACAGCCUGUUCCAAAGAGAGACAGGACGUGACCGACAAAAAUCUCACUCGUGGUUGAGCACAGGUUGGUUCACAAUGGUCAUAGCCAUUGAAAUAUGUGAUAAUAUCAAAGUAUAUGGGAUGGUUCCACCCAAUCACUGUGGAAGAAAAUCUGGAUCCAAGAAGAUGCCAUACCACUACUACAAGCCCAGGGGCGGUGAUGAAUGUGUAACAUACAUCCAGCACGAGAGCAGCCGAAGAGGAAACCACCAUCGCUUUAUUACAGAGAAACAGGUGUUUGCACGCUGGGGAAAGCAGUACAACAUCAGCUUCACUCAUCCCAAAUGGUAAAAAGCACUUUUCUGAAGACUUUUCUCUGGAGUUAACAGGUGCACAAAUGAGCUUUAUCGGUUUGAUUUCAUUGGAACUUCCCCCCGGAUGAGACCUCUUUAAAAAAAACAAAAACAAAACAGACUAAGUAUGAAUGAUGGAUAUUUUCAGAAACAGAUGAAAAGCCUAAUAUUGGACCGCAUCUCGGAAUAGAGGCAUGGGAUUUUUUAU
Messenger RNA from Pundamilia nyererei, 1375 nucleotides. It is a transcript of the gene st6galnac6, whose product is annotated as ST6 (alpha-N-acetyl-neuraminyl-2,3-beta-galactosyl-1,3)-N-acetylgalactosaminide alpha-2,6-sialyltransferase 6. Gene Ontology annotation, biological process: ganglioside biosynthetic process; oligosaccharide metabolic process. Bases 233 to 1165 code for a protein of 310 amino acids. The record is from RefSeq and is a predicted model, not a curated record. The transcript is spliced from 6 exons. Gene Ontology annotation, molecular function: alpha-N-acetylgalactosaminide alpha-2,6-sialyltransferase activity. NCBI's taxonomy places the organism in Eukaryota, Metazoa, Chordata, Actinopteri, Cichliformes, Cichlidae.